GGGAGAGCGGACAUAGUGAAUGCGGGGUCCGGGGAGAGCGGACAUAGUGAAUGCGGGGCUCCGGGGAGAGCGGACAUAGUGAAACGGGGCUCCGGGGAGAGCGGAUAUAGUGAAAUGCGGGCUCCGGGGAGAGCGGACAUAGUGAACGCGGGCUCCGGGGAGAGCGGACAUAGUGAACGCGGGCUCCGGGGAGAGCGGACAUAGUGAAACGCGGGGUCGGGGGGGAGACCAGACAUAGUGAACGCGGGGUCCGGGGAGAGCAGACAUAGUGAAUGCGGGCUCCGGGGAGAGCGGACAUAGUGAACGCGGGGUCCGGGGAGA
This is a messenger RNA of Staurois parvus, 321 nucleotides long. Lineage: Eukaryota; Metazoa; Chordata; Amphibia; Anura; Ranidae. The record is from the annotation of a GenBank genome assembly.